This is a messenger RNA of Penicillium odoratum, 927 nucleotides long. Its product is annotated as ankyrin repeat domain-containing protein. Gene Ontology annotation, molecular function: protein binding. The coding region runs from base 1 to 927 and encodes 308 amino acids. The transcript has a single exon. NCBI's taxonomy places the organism in Eukaryota, Fungi, Ascomycota, Eurotiomycetes, Eurotiales, Aspergillaceae. The record is from RefSeq and is a predicted model, not a curated record.
AUGGCCACAAAAACAUUCUCUGUCAAUAUGCAAGAAAGUCUGUUCCCAUCUGAGCGAUCUCAACUGGAUGAACCGGAUGAUGAGAACACGUGGUCUCCUAUUCAAGCUGCCGCCGCGCAGGGGGACCUGUGCCGGGUAAAGCGGCUCUUGGCUGAACCUUCAGUGGAUCCGAACGAACCCGCCAAAGGAUACUAUGGACAGACAGCUCUUCAGGCCGCUUCUCAAAAUGGUCACCUUGCCGUGGUUGAGACACUGUUAGCGGCAGGGGCAGACGUCAACGCCCCCGGAGGAAACAACGGCGGUAGAACAGCAGUAGUCUUGGCCUCUGGAGCAGGCCAUCUGGAUAUUGUCCGCCACCUGGUCUCUGCAGGUGCAGACAUCAAUACGCCACCCCACAGGUAUCACGGCCGAACUACCUUGCAGGCAGCCGCCGAGGGGGGUCACAUCCAAACAUUUCGAUGGCUGCUUGAGCAAGGUGUGGAUAUCAAUGCUCUUCCCUGUAAGACUGGUGGCUGUACCGCACUCCAAGCCGCUGCAUCAGAAGGUCACGCCGAUAUCGUGGAACUCCUCCUCCAACAAAAUGCCCACGUAAACACUCCGGGUGCAAGGCAUAAAGGCUUCACGGCUCUCCAAGGCGCGGCUUUUGGGGGCCACCAUCGGAUCCUUCGUCGACUUUUAGAAGCGGGAGCCGAUGUGAAUGCGCCAGGCUCGUAUUAUUUGGGGUAUACGGCGCUUGCGGCAGCGGCGGAGUGCGGUCACUAUGAAAUCGUCCGGACGUUGCUUCAUGCUGGUGCGGAUGUCUCUGUCACAUCGGGAAAUAAAUCAUGGACGGCAGCUCAAAUUGCCAUUUUUCGAGGGCAAAUUGAAAUCGCACACCUUCUUCAACAGGCUCAGCGGUCGGAACUUGGCAUUCCGCAAAGGUUGUGA